UCCACAACUGAUGCACAGCAGCCUGUUGCUCCCUCCUUUCUGCUCCCCUCCUUCGGUUUCUUCCCCUACACUGCCUCCAUUCAUCCCCCCCCCCCUUCCUUCCCUCCUCUCUGUCAUUCAGCCUCGCUCUUUUCCUCCGGCAGAUAUUAAGGCAGGGUCCCGCUGGAAGGAGACGGCUUGUGUAAGCUCCACACACGAGCCCGGGGAGAUUUACUGGCCGAGUCGGGAAGACUUUAACAGAGGACUUGAAAGCAACUGGAGGAUAAACUCUAGUGGAGGGGACACGUUGGAGACAGGAAGGACAUCGAGUUUGGAGUUUGGGAGUUGGACUCAGGCCAUGCAGGGCUCUGUGCUGCUGCUGCUGCUCCUGCUGUCCCUGUUGGUCCUGUCCACAGGGAGCGAAAGCAAGCGAAUCAGGAAAAGAGGACUCAACCAUAAGGACUACGAGUACCCCAACCAGCCUCAGUCCACACAGCACCAGAAGAAUGACCGGUGUCCGCCGCCGCCCCAGAUGCUGCCGGAGCGGGCCUGCGAGGUGCCGGGCUGCCGCUCGGACUCCGAGUGUGAGCGGCACAAGCGCUGCUGCUACAACGGCUGCAUCUACGCCUGCCUGGAGUCCGUCCAGCCGCCCCCGGUACUUGACUGGUUGGUGCAACCCAAGCCACGGUGGUUGGGGGGGAACGGCUGGCUGCUAGACGGCCCUGAGGAGGUACUGCAAGCUGAAGCCUGCAGCACAACUGAGGACGGGGACGAGCCUCUCCACUGUCCCACGGGCUACGAGUGCCACAUCAUCAACCCAGGGAACCCAGCUGCCGGCAUCCCAAACAGGGGACAGUGCAUCAAACAGCGUGGAAACUCUGAUGGACGUGGCCUGAGGCACAAGUACUUCAAGGAUUACAAGGACUACACAGGUAAGUGAGCAGGUGCCGGCUCCAACAAUGCAGUAGGCUAUGAAAAACAUCACCACAAACACCUGGGAUGAAGUGAGGCUCCACGUGUUUGUAAUAACUAUGUCAUGUUACAUUUAUUUAGUUCUUUCAGAUAUCAGUGACUCUUUCGCCUCUGCGUUGUUUUGCUCUCAGACCAAGUGUGACCUCAGACUCAGCUUCGACCAUAACUCGACCUCAGACAUCAGCUCAGUCCUGUUCCAUGUGCUUUUAUGGCACCUGAUCCGGGAACAGGUGUGAUCUUCUUGUUACACCUUCGUGUGCUACCUCCUGCCACCUCCCGUGGCCCCUCUUCAGUCACAUCACGCUUUAGGAGACGAGACUGACUGAUUUCCGCAGUACAAGACCAAAGGAACGGUCUAACGUCUUUGGCUGUUUUGUGCCUCAAAGUAUUUAUCCCUCACUCACUCUGCACCCAGACAAACUCCCUGACCCUAAGUCUGGUCACGUGGCCCCAUUAGUCAUUUCUCUGAAGAGUGCUGCUCAAUUUCUUUACGACAUGGAAUGUUUUAUAGACGUGAGAUAAAUUCCAGCUGUAGCGCUUGUGUCUUUGAAACGAACCCAAAUGUGAUUUCAAAUUCCAGCUAAUGGCACUAAUUAUGAGAAUAACGACCACAUCUGGAGGUGUGACAGCUUUGAGAACACCCGUACAACAGAUGCUUAUAAACACAUGUAAAAUAAUAACCAGUAAAAAUACAUUUUGAAAACAGCCAUUUUGGUCAUUUUUGGUCAUUUCGAUGACGUUAACAAACUGUAACAUAUUACAAUAUAAGAGGGUUUUGCAUAAGCUUUGUAUUCAGCUUAGUGUGUCUCUGUUAUCAGUCUCAAAUGGUGCUCAGUUUGAUUACUGUCUACAAUAACAGAAGAAUAAGCUGCUUGUGUAAUAAGCUGAGGGUGUAAAACCAAAGCUAGAAGCAUUCUCUCUGUGUGCAGAACUGAAGUGAUGUCUGAAUGUUGCUUUCUGACUGGUGCUGUAACGUCCUGUUGCAACUUCUUUAUUCCAAAUAAACCACUUUGUUGAAAUGGG
Messenger RNA from Betta splendens (Siamese fighting fish), 1974 nucleotides. RefSeq names its product WAP four-disulfide core domain 1 (gene wfdc1). Gene Ontology annotation, cellular component: extracellular region. The transcript is spliced from 6 exons. Gene Ontology annotation, biological process: regulation of cell growth. NCBI's taxonomy places the organism in Eukaryota, Metazoa, Chordata, Actinopteri, Anabantiformes, Osphronemidae. Gene Ontology annotation, molecular function: peptidase inhibitor activity. Bases 11 to 919 code for a protein of 302 amino acids. The record is from RefSeq and is a predicted model, not a curated record.